AUGUCUUCCUUAACUUACUACUCCCUUCCUGGGUAUAGUGAAUCUUGGAGAGAAAAGUAUGGAUUUAGCGACGCCUGCCUUCUGGGAAGCCGUUUGGAAGUUACCGGCCAAACCGGCAAAGAUCCUUCAACGGGAAACGUUCCCGCAACUAUUGAAGAAGAGAUUGCACAGGCAUUUUCUAAUAUGAACGAUGUGAUUCUUCACUCUCUUCGACAAGCUGGCAAAUUGUCCAAAGGAGAUGGAGCAACGGGCUGGGACUAUGUCGUCAAACUGCGAACAUACCAUGUUGGCCUGUCCAAGAUGCAGGACCAAGCUCGCGAUAUCAUGGUCCAGAAUAUCAAGAAGUGGUGCCCCGAUCAUCAACCAUUGUUUACGAUGAUUGGUAUCGAGAGCCUGCCAUUUCCAGAUCUCCAUGUAGAGAUUGAGGUUAUCGCAGAGGUAUAG
This is a messenger RNA of Trichoderma atroviride IMI 206040, 444 nucleotides long. RefSeq lists its product as uncharacterized. The record is from RefSeq and is a predicted model, not a curated record. NCBI's taxonomy places the organism in Eukaryota, Fungi, Ascomycota, Sordariomycetes, Hypocreales, Hypocreaceae.